AUGUCACUGGAAGGGGAUACAGAAUCAGACGUAGCCAAAGCCGACUACACGGGAAGUCUGGCGACGGCACUUGGCUUCAUGGGGAACUCUGUCAAGGAGCCAAAAAUGCUGGCGGAGGGCUACGAGUUGAACGGCAAGGUGAUUAGGGCGUUGCACGCUGCCUUGUCAGCCAAGUCCAAACAGGAACUAGCUCGGUGGGCCUUUACCAUCAUCAUACUAAGUCUUUACCAAUAUGCGGUAGAGAAUGUGGCCAACGUUCCUCACUAUUAUGGCAUGUCAAAGAUUAUAGAAUUAUGUGGACCAGAAUGUUUCCAGCAAGAGCCCAUGCUGACUUACUUUCGCCAGAUUAGGGCACUCCACGCUUGCAAUUCAUUUAAUGAGCAUGAUCGCUCAUUCUUUGAAGAAACCCGGUGGAAAACUAUUCCAUGGUAUUUUAUACCCAAGACAUCUCAUGACCUACUGAUGGAUCUUUUCGUCAUCAUUCCUGGUCUUACCGUUUCCAUCGCUUCACCAAAUCGGCUCUACCUCGACAAUGAGAAGGUUGACGCUCAUGCACGGAUUGAUCAGCUUCUCGCGGAUCUUCAGGACUGGAGAUGGCACUGGGAAUCUGACAACCCCGGUGCUGCAAGGGAAGUAGAUCUGCCUCUUGAAGCAGAAGCGGAUGGCAUCUCACUUCCCUGGGCCAAGGUUUUGUUGUCUAGGCCACUUGCGGUGAAGACGGCGGAACAGGCUGCCGAACUGAUCAUCUACAACGCUUCAAUCAUACAGCUGAUGAACUUGCGAGCCCUGCUAGACACAGGUGUGCGGCAUCCACAGCCGUUUCCUCCGGACAUUGAAAUAUCGAUGCUCAAGGCAGCCGACGAACCUCUGUACACACCAAACAAUGUCAAAUACAGAUGGCAGCCAUCAAUCGAGGCUCUCAGGCUCAUGCGGCUAGCACCGAAGCUUUUGACCAUCACUAAUGGUACCUCAGUCAUGCUUGCUGCGUCACCUCUUGGUAUCAUCUACAACUCUCUACUGGGUACGGAAGGUCUCGGAAACCUGUUCCUAUCAACGAUGGCGGUACCGAGUGAUUACUCUAUCACAGAUCGAGAGCUUUCGGUCUUCCGCUUGUGGUAG
Messenger RNA from Colletotrichum orchidophilum, 1119 nucleotides. RefSeq lists its product as uncharacterized. Lineage: Eukaryota; Fungi; Ascomycota; Sordariomycetes; Glomerellales; Glomerellaceae. The transcript has 3 exons. The record is from RefSeq and is a predicted model, not a curated record. Bases 1 to 1119 code for a protein of 372 amino acids.